Molecule: messenger RNA, 1136 nt
Organism: Eucalyptus grandis
Lineage: Eukaryota; Viridiplantae; Streptophyta; Magnoliopsida; Myrtales; Myrtaceae
Exons: 2
Coding region: 253-861 (202 amino acids)
Molecular function (GO): zinc ion binding
Source: RefSeq, a predicted model, not a curated record
UCUCUUCUUCCUUGGAUUACUGUAUUGUUUCACGUCAUAAUCACUCUUCAUCUUGCUCUCUCGUCCCCAUGUAGGGAGAGAGGAAAGAGGAGAUCACCCGGCAGCUACUCACCUACAAAACCCAUUUUGCUCAAAUCUUGAAAAGAACAUAUACAAGACCCAUUUUUUCUUCUUCGACCUUUGGGCAUUGUCAUUGAUGAUCUCCGCCUCACCUACCCAUAUACAUGAAGAAUCUCUAUCUGGCCCUUGACAAUGUCAAAUUUGCCGAAGUGCCACGUUGUUGAGGUCCAAGAGUGUCACAUUUCAGAUGAGGAGCAGAGAGCUUGCUGCUCCAAUGAGUCUGGCUCUGAGAUUGAAGGUGUCGGUGCUGCAUCUGAGAAAGACAGGUCGUCCUCUGCAUCAGAGUGCUCUGUGGGGGUGGAUCUUGAGGAUGGGGGUCCCGAGAUCAAGGCGCAUUUGGCAAACGUGGAGAGAGAUUGCAGGAUUUGCCAUCUGAGCUUGGAUGCCACAAAUCAAGAAUCUGGGGUGGCCAUUGAGUUGGGCUGUUCUUGCAAGGAUGACUUGGCUGCUGCCCAUAAGCUCUGUGCUGAGGCUUGGUUCAAGAUAAAGGGUAACAAAGUUUGUGAGAUCUGUGGAUCGACUGCACGUAACGUGACUGGUGCUAAUGAGGCUGAGUUGAUGGAGCAGUGGAACGAGGCAAGUGAUGCAGCCACCACCCCAGCAGUGACUGCUCCGCCGCCUGUGCAACCCACAGAGACAAGGAACUUCUGGCAGGGCCACCGCUUUCUGAACUUUCUCCUUGCUUGCAUGGUCUUUGCUUUUGUUAUCUCUUGGCUAUUCCACUUCAACAUACCCUCUUAAUUAGGGACAAAUGACAUGAUUCUGUGUGUUGCCGAAGAUGAAGGUACACAUGCCACCACUUGAAGCAUUCAUUCAGCUACAUUCUUAGUACGUCUUGUCAAAUGUGCUAUAUCAUCCGGAGCGAGCUUCAUUUACCGUGAUAAUAUAUACCCACUUAUGUCUCAUGUUCAACCGACUGUCAUGUAAAGCAAGUUCUAUUGUCGAUGCUUUGAUCUGUGUGAACGAAACAUGAUAUAUUUUUGGUAGUUCUAUGUGAUUUGCACCUGUUUUAUAUC